This is a messenger RNA of Zymoseptoria tritici IPO323, 478 nucleotides long. RefSeq lists its product as uncharacterized. The coding region runs from base 45 to 230 and encodes 61 amino acids. The transcript has a single exon. NCBI's taxonomy places the organism in Eukaryota, Fungi, Ascomycota, Dothideomycetes, Mycosphaerellales, Mycosphaerellaceae. The record is from RefSeq and is a predicted model, not a curated record.
UCAUCGUGAUAUCUUGGUCAUGCUGUUCAUCGUAUGCGCUACCAAUGUCUCCCAAUUUUGGACCGCGGGCUACAAUACUGCACAGCCAGGCCACGAUACGACAGACACGCCUUGUACCCAGCGAGUUCUUCCCGUUCACCGAGACUGCACCGCUAGCUCAGCGCGCGAAACGGCCUCGAGGACGCAAAUACUCGAUCAAGUCUAUGUCCGACGUUCAAAGUGAGACAUGAACAUUGCUUGCCCUUGCCUUCCUCGGCGCUUUCAUGUGACAAUCCACUUGCACUGCAGUUUCAGCAAGCGCUCGUUCUCGCCGAGAAUCGAAACCCUUGCAACAAGAAUAAGAUCCCUGAGCAACAACCAUCCAAGCCGCGGUCCUUCGCUUCGGCGCAAUGAAGGUGACGAAAGCAACCAUGGCAUACCGUGCAGGGCACAAAGCUGAGGUGAGAACAAUUGAGGCAAAUUCCAAGCAGAGAUAUAU